UUUAUUAGCCUUUAAUUACGUAGCUAGAAAGCCGUAUCUAUUUGAAUGACAGUCUGCGGAUUCAAAUUUCCAAGAAGUUGCGGCCUACCUAAUCAUCAUGCCUUUCUAAAGCUUAAACCUUUAACCACGUCGCUUGAAGAUGUUUUCUAGUCCAGAGAGGGACCAAAUAGAUAUAUAGGCGUUUUACUUCAGAUUUACAGCUAAUUUUUGGUUGAACAAGGGCUAUAUGAUAACUCGGGUUUGUGAACACUGUUUUCUGACGAAAUGGACAAAAACGUCAACAUUCAGCGCUAGUGAGCAUGACGACGCCAAUGUAAGGAGGUAGCUUAAAGUCAACUUGAAUCUAAGACCUUUCAACAGCCACAUUAUAACUUGAUUUAACUAGGUACUGCUUGUGCUUUUGUUUGUUUUUAUCUUUAUCGUGAUCGAGAACCUGAUUAGACACAUGGAAAAUUAUACUCUAAAAAAUACUUGUACUAAUAACCGGAAGAAACAACAUUCUGAUAAGAUUAAAAGGAAGUUAUCAUAUUGCUUUCAUAAUUAGAAAUUGCUAGUACUUAGUUAAUCCUAUUAUGGCAUAUUUUUUUUAAAUUGGAAACUUUGUGGCAAAGACCCAGCAAUAGUUCAAAUUUUGACCUUUAAGCUGAAAAACAAAACUCUGUUUUAUGAGGACAGAAGAUGUUUAAACCUAAGGGAGUUAUAGGUAUGUGUAUAAAGAAUUUUAGUUGCCAAUUAAAUCCAAUAUCUAGUUAUGCCUGACCUGAAGAUGUUACAAAGGCACUCAGAGAAUUUUUGAAACCAGCAAUGCUAAAACUGGAUUUGAUGAAUGAUUUUUACUAAAUUUCAUUGAUCUGGGUCUUCUUCAAAAAUUCGGAAUGUGACACAAUUGCUAAUUCUUUAAAGUGUAACCUAACCUUUAUCUUUUAUAAUGAAUUGUAAGUUAAUCUGAAGGGCAACUAUUCAGGGCAGGGCAAAGACCAAAUUUGUUGGGCAGCCAAAAUUAGAUAUGAUGCUGCAACUCUAGAUUUGUCUUAAUGCCUUUUCAUAUCGUUUUUUCGGAAUCCAUCUUCUUUUGGGGCAAAGAUCAGCAUUAUGGUUCCCUUUCAUAUCUUUAUAUUACUGACUAUGCUACCUCAUUUUUGAGCAUCUAUCAAUGAUGAAUUAUUUAGCCUCUUAUUCAUGAAUAUAAACACCAGUUAUUCAAGAUGGCAUAAUGCAUAUCACUGAACAAGUUCAUACUUCACAGUUAAUUACAUAAAUUAUUAACUUUGUAUUUAGAGAGUUUUUGAAAAGUGUAAACAAUUACAAUUAUUUUUCAUUGUGUUCUUUCAGACCCUUAUUCUGACCUUUUAUGCUGUUUUCUAUGAGGAGUGUCAGAUGAAAAAGCUUUUAGCCAAUAUGUUGUAAAAUGUUUGCAUUUUUCUAAGCCACUUUUAAGAGAGUUUUGCAUCUUCUUUGCACUUGAUUCUCAUUGUAUGCUGUUGGAAAAGGUUUUUGCAAGUAUAAAUUUUUGGAAGGUUGUGUAAAUGAAGGGUUCCCUGCAGCAGAAGCUGAUAUUUAACAACAGUUUGAGAUUUGAAAAAUGUUGUAUUUCCUUAAAAGUAUGAUGUUCAAUUUUCUUUUUGGAUUGAUUUUUGAUCAACUUAUUCUUGAGCUGUUUUCUGUUAAUAGAAUGUUCUAUAGGCUUUUUAUUUUAGUUUUUUGACAAACCCCCACACCAGGACCUUUAUCAAAUGCUCUGGAUAUCAUGUAUGUUAUGAUAGUUCAUUUGCAACCUGUCAGCUUAUUUUCAAAGUUUAGCCCAUUUUCUAGAAAAUGUGGUAUUGCAAGUUUUCCAAAAUGAAAAAAACUGGAAAAACAUAUGUUUUCUGAAAUUUCCCUAAAUUCUUUAUCUGAUAGAGAAUAAAAACUGACAUAUCCCCUGUAAGCUUUUUUAAAAAGAAUUCCACAGAUAAUUGAUCUAAGGAAGACUGAAAUUAUUCAUUUACCAUACUUUAGAGAGAUGUGCUUAAUAAUAGCACUUUGCUUCUAAAUUGGCUAGCUAGAUAGUCUUAAUUUUUUCUAAAGGGGUCUGGCUAGACCCAUUAUUCCUCAACAUGAGCAUCAACGUUAAAAUCUACUCCUAGUCAACAAAAACCAGCUUAGUUCAACUCGGCAUAUCCAUCCUAAAAUAUUAGCUGUCAAUCAAAUGUAAAACAAUAAUACUUCUCAGUUUCUGUGACAACAGACAGCAAAAUAAUGUCUUCUGAAAAAUGAGGAGAUUCCUGUCAGCAAGUAUGGGUGUUUAUAUUUUACAAAUGGCCUAAAUUAAAGGGCCGCCUUAUAAAUCUUCCAAUCUCACAAUAGUCACCUUCCAACAAUUUGGCUGUUGUGGAGGUGAAAUGUAUAGAAUGUUUCUUUACAGCAGUGUAAUUUUGCAGCUUCGCACUAGAUCUCAGGCUUGAUAGUAAAGCUUUGAUGAUUUAAUGUGCAAUCACACAUCUUAAAACACCCUGGUCUACAGGCUACUGGCCUAUAUUGGGUCAGGACAGUAAUUUACUUAAUUCAGUAUAAAACGAAUACUGCAACAAGAUAAUAAAGUGAAUUAGACUACUCUUUCUUUUUUCCCUUAAUUUCCUUGUCAUAUUAUUCUGCAGAAACAACUCUAAAAAUCUCAAAUUCAGUUUUUUAUGAGAAAGGUCCUGUCCCAGGUUUUUCCAUGUUGUGCUUAAAGUUCUCUAUAUUUCCAUAGUUCUGCUUGAAGACUAUGAUAAGGAUGACCAGAAUCGUCAAAAGAUGAUAAAAAGAAAGAUAAAAAGGGCUAUUUUGACAACAUUAUUAUAGGGAUAUCUGCUAACAUCUCGAUCAGUAUUAUCUAACCAUUUUGGCUGAAGCCAAAUUUAAACAAUCUUAUGGUCCAGGAAGAACAGACAAAUGCCGGACAUGGUAGUUAAACUGUCUCAACAGUCACCUUCCAACAAUUUGGCUGUUGUGGAGAUGAAAUGUAUAGAAUGUUUGGGACAGAGUCGAAAUCAUGUCCCAGACUACAGCUCCUUUUUUGUUGGCACUUGUUUCACGUCAUCUUGGAAAGGUAAUUGCGGGGGCAUUUCCAUUGCUUGAAAUUAACUUGCCGAUAUUCGAUGAAAUGGUUUUGGUUUUGAAUGGGAUUCUUUUAAAUAGUUUUGUAUAUUAAGGUCCGCACAAGGGUCUUGCAAACUGUUUUCGAGAUUUUGUGACGUCAUCAACUUUGGUCGAAGUUCGACUGCCUGCCGCUGGAGUUGAAUUGAAAUCUUUUAAACCAACCAAUUUUUUGUGCUCUCUUUUAGCAGUAUUUCAAACGAUGAAAAAAUUCAAAAAAACUUCGAUUUGACAUUUGUAUAUUGAAUUCGCUCACUACGUUUAUAUCCAGUUGAAAAGAUCAUAACGGGAGACGAUGAUUUUGUAACGCACCUCACUCCUGUCACGAUUCCAUAAGCGUAGGCCAUGUUCUUGGGGAGGACUAGACUUCCAACGAAUGUAGGCCUGUUUUAUUUCCCAGGAAGUAAUUUGCUUCAAUUUUUUUAUCCAAUCUUAUAAAAAUCAGUCAGAUCAAUAAAAGCAACUCGCUUCUCUGUUUUUGUUGAUCGUCUUAAAUUUUUCAAAAGCUUUUUCCAAAUGCAUAGCACGAUUUUCAAAUUGUGUGACGAUAUUAAAAAGGAUGUUCUAUUUUACAGAUUAAUUUGCAUUUCAUACUUUGUUGUCGUUAUUAAGGCCCAGAGUAGUGUGUUUUGUUGUCCUUUUGUUUGUUUAAGAAUAUAUUUAAGCUUCAAAGUAGCUUUUGUCUAUGCCUAAUCAUUUGGAAAAAUACUGAUCACAGCACCCGUUCUCUUUCUGAAUUUCUUUGAACCUAACCGAGUCAAAUUUCUUGCCUUUGAAAUAUCAGCCAUUGCUUUACGGCGCACACUGUUUGGUAGUUAUGACUUGCAAGCAUCUAGAGUCUCGAUAUUCUUCACGAAAAGUAUUUUCUUAACAAAAUGAUUAGCCGGAGUUUUGAUGGCCGUCGUCAAAAAGAGGCAAAAUGAAGAUUGGAAAGCGUUAUGUGAAGGCUCUCUGAUAAAGAACCACCUUCCUUCACUUGAGAAGGUGUAUCAGCAUGAUUUCAAGUCCAACGACACUGAAUUCCUCAAUAGUUACUUGAGACCGUUUGUGAUUCUGCUUGAUUCCAUCAGAUCUGCCAUUGAGCACCAUUAUUCGCAACUCGACAAUGACCAGGCGGACUUGGCAUGGCUAGCAAGAUUCGAGACCCUUGUAUCGACUAUCAUUCAACCAACGAUCUUGAAACUGAGUCUCCACAAAGGCGAUUUCUACGUACAUCUCUCUUCUACACUUCCACGCAAGCUCCAACUAAAAUUUUAUGAUUCAGGAACUACGCAGUCACGAACGUUGUCAACGGAUGAUUGCAUUUAUAUGUGUUCAGAAGACUGGGCAGAUAGUUUACGCAAAGAAGCGAAAAGCCGCUUCGUUUUUUCAAACUGCAUUGUCUGGUCAUCUCGGGGUUUGGAACGGAAGCCAUGGCGAAGUAUUUUCUCUCAGCAUUCCAGGCCUGGCGAACUAAGCACUCAAAUUUCAAUACAACGAGAAGAUUCAGUUUCCUUUGACAUGGAAGAACGAGACAAGCUGCUUACGGAACUAGAAGAAAAACCACUUCACAUUUUAGAGCUCGAUUUUGAAAUUAUUCAUAGUCAAAUUGCUUACCUGCCAGGGGCCAGAGACAAGCGCGGUGGUGCAGUAAUUGUCGUUCGCUCAUACGGAAGUUGCUGGGACAACUUUGAUGUAUCAAGCACUGAGCUGGCAAAAUUAUUUUUAUAUUAUUAUCAGAUACCAAGGCUAAGUGUUCAGAAACUUGGUUGCUCAUUGGUAGUUGACGCAAGGCAAGGGAAGCAAGUCCAGUAUGUUCUAGAAUGUAUUGGUGAAGCCAUCACUCUCUUCCAGGACAAAGUCCCAAAUGUCGUCCACAUGGCCUACGUUAUAACAAGAACUGAUUCACUUCUACUAAUGAUUGGCGCAGGCAGGAUUCGUGACAAGCUUAAUUUCCAGUUUCAGAUGAUAUCCAAUUUGCAAAAGCUAUACCAGGACAUAUCACAGGAUCAGCUCCCAGUUGAAUUUGGUGGGACUCUGUUGUACAACCACGAGAAAUGGAUAAAGUUUAGAACACAUCUUGAGCCGUUUAUGAUAAGUUGUCGGAGCGCCGCGAAGCACGCCAUGGCUUCUAUCAAGGAACUGGCUGAAAUCAAAUUAGGAGAUUCGGUGGCAGAGUGUGAGGCGCUGUUGGGACAGCAUAGGAAAGUUAUUAGUAGCGUUUUAGAUGAUUCUAGGCUUACUAACCUCAAAGAGGAAGGUAAAAAGAUUUUGGAGAGGCUUUCACAGCCGACUGACGAUAUUCCUAUGACCAUGGACUAUUCGGAUACUAAGGAAUGUGUACAAAAUUUGUAUCUACAAAUGGACAAUUUAUUUGAUAAGUUCCAAAAAAUAUCGAGUAGAAAGUCGCAAAAGCUGGAAACUCAGCUAAAGAUUUUUUCGUUUGAUGAAAACAGUGAAAAGAUUUUGAACUGGAUUGAUCGCGAAGGGAUGCCGUUUUUGCAGUCGCACAUUGAUAUAGGUGAUUCGAUAGGUCAUGUGACGUCAUUGCAAGCAGAUUUUUUAAAUUUUGAAACAUCAGCUGAGGAAACACUUAGUGAAACGAAGAAGAUGAUUGAAGCUGGCGAAGAUAUUGUGAAUUUGAAGGAUUUCAAUGAAAGAGAGAUGUCGUGGCUAAAGGAAAGGGUAGAAAAGUUAGCAAGCGCCCAAACUGAGUUCACUUCUAAGUUGGAGGAUAGAAGGAAACAGUUGUCUCAGGGAAUUGAGUUCUACAGGCUCUUUGAAAAGGCAUCUGACUGGUCGUUGCAGAGUCUUCGGUACAUCGCACAAAUGAACAUGGAGGAUUUGCAGACAUUGCAAGGCGUACAAAAGCUUAAAGAAGAACUUGAGACUUUCUUGAAAGAUAAUUCUCUGUUUGGGGAGAAAGAAAUGGCUCGAAUGACAGAGCUUGCUCAUCACCUAGAGAGCGAGCGUCUAAAAAUGCAAGCUGGGCAGAUAAGCACAAGGUGCAGUGAAGUGGAAGAAAUGAUUAAGAAGAAGUUCAAGACUGUAGAAUCAGCAGAAGCAAGACUACAGAAUUCCUUGAACUGCGCAAGCAGCGAAUCUUCAAGUGGAAUAGGAAAAGAUGAGGACCUUGCAACUGAAUGUGGCGAGGAUGUGAAGGAGCAAGAUGACAGCGUAGGCCCGAUGUUUAGUUGGAAAAGUGAUUCGGAGCGAGGCUAUGAUGAAAAUGAUGAGCUACUAGCGGCAUAUGAUGCGCAGAUUUCCUCAAAAUUAAAAGAGAAACUAUGCUACAUUGCCGAAGAGAUGAUCAAUACGGAGAAUGAUUACGUAGCGUCACUUGAAUAUAUUUUAAAGAACUACAUUCCUGAGCUUGAAAAGCCAUCUCUGCCUCCAACACUUGUUGGAAAAAAGAAUAUAUUAUUUGGAAAUAUUGAGAGAAUACACGACUUUCAUAAAAGGUACUUCUCUCAAGAACUAGAGAAUUACCUGCACACACCGUUGCAAGUGGGAAAGUGCUUUCUUAGAUGGGAGCGACAGUUUUACAUCUACGCUCUGUACAACAAGAAUAAGCCAAAAUCUGAUCAGUUAUUGGACGACUUUGGAAAUUCGUACUUUGCGGCCAAGCAAAACGAACUCAAAGAUAAGCUUAACCUCGCAAGCUACCUCAUUAAACCCGUACAGCGACUCGGAAAGUAUGCAUUGCUUCUUAAGGAUAUGGCUAAUUGCUGCUCUGCCAACGAUCCUCGAAUGAGCGAACUUCUGGCUGCUCAAGAUAUGAUAAAAUUUCAGUUGAGACAUGGAAAUGAUCUGUUAGCAAUGGACUCGAUCAGAGAAUGUGAUGUGAAUCUUCGUGCUCAGGGCUGCCUUUUGAGACAGGGAGAGUUCGUGGUGUACAGCAACAAGAAGAAACACGCAAGAAGAGUUUUCUUGUUUGAGGAAUUUAUUCUCUUUUCCAAAGCCAAAAAACAGGCUGUUCAAGGCGAUUGUUUUGUCUACAAAAACUCUUUAAAGAUUACUGACGUUGGUCUAACAGAAAACAUUGGUGAAAAAGGUCUUCGGUUCGAAGUUUGGUAUAGACGAUGGCGGAAGUCGAAAAAGACAGAGUCAUAUAUUCUUCAGGCGUCAAGUUGCGAAAUUAAAGACGCUUGGGUUUCUGAUAUCAGAAAGCUUUUACUGAACGACUUAAAACGAAGCAAGGAUUACUCACGUUCAGAGGCAACUACAGGAAUCAGUGUAGAAAGCCAGCCCUCUGGACUCUAUUCCGAAAAUUCUUCAUCUGUUUACCCUGCUACAACCCAAGUUUUUUCGCGAGCUCGAACUGACAGCCAGCCUAAAAUUGACGCACAGCCGUUUAACCAAAACAAGCGCCUGUCUUGGGUGAGCUCUGGCAGCGCAAACACCAGUGGGAUUCACGACAUGAGCGCUGAAAUCGAUGCAAACAGAAAUGAUCCAGUUCCUAACAAAAAUGCAGUCAAAUCAUCUAACUCUUUUACGUUACCUCGAAAACCCCCGUCUCAAUGGACUAAAGAUGGGGUCGAUAUGGAAGGCAGCAAAACUGCCUAUGCUCUUGUUGAUAUGCCGUUUAGAAACACUAGAUCGGGGGAAAGUGAAUACGAUGCAAGUUUUGUUCGAAAUACUAUCAAGCGAAGGACGCUUCAUGUUGAAUUCCCUAUUGACGUUAUAGUAAAGGAAACCACCAGUCGAACAGUCUCUAGUCCCAUUGCAACGGAUAGAAAAUCUGAGGUUUCGUCACCCAAAAUGCUAGAUGAAGUUGAUGAAGAGACGGAAAUUGCCAGUAGUAUUGAUGGAGAUGUCUUUGAAGCGCCAUCAGGAUCCCGGGGGAAAUCAGCUUCAGUAACGCAGUUGCCACCACUGUCACACUCGUCUCCUAAAGAAAUGCUGCAAAAGAGCACGCCGUGUCUAACGGCAAGUACACCGCCGUCAUCAAGAAACUCCGGAGGCAAAUUUACAUUCCCUGCAAAGAAACAUUCAGAAAGUUCAAAGGAGAAAACCAAAGAGAAACAGAAAAAACAAGGCAGAAGAAUCUCGCUCGGCGGCCUUAUUGGCAAGAAAAAGAAGACAUCUUCAGCUGGCUCUGAGAAGGACAAAUAGAAGAGUGGAUCCAAGUUGCUGGUUUUAGAGAUUCGAUCAACUUGUUUCUUCUGGAUUGGCUUACCUAUUGCCAGAACUGCGUGUCAUUGGCCUCAGGAUGUUUUGUGGUGAAUGGUAGAGUCUACAGUGUCUGUUUAUCUGUCGAUCUUGUUCGUAACUAAACAGCGGUUCUUGUUCAGAGAAAAUUCACGACGUGUUUUUUUACAUAAAUUGGGGUAUCGCUUGUUAGAUAACAAAGGGUCGAGUUUAGAAAGAACUUUAUUGUACAUUUAGUAGUGUUAAAGUGAAUCGAAUUAAUGGUUUUACUAAUGUAUCAAAUUUUGUCAAGGAUUAUCAGUGGAGUUCUGCUACAGUCAGCUAGUGCUGCUCGUAUUAUUAAUCAGUAUGAAUGUUGUAGGGUAUUUUUAUCGUGUUCGGUCUAACACAAGAUUACUGCUGAGCUGAUCUUUUAUGCUUCUAGUUCGGUUUUCUUUUUGGCCUGAGUUAGCCAACGCCGGAUUGGCUUCAUUUUGGAUUGCCCUCACAAUCCGAGGCGAUAGCACUCCGCUUUUGGGGGUGUUUGCACGGCUAUGAUUUGACAUUUACCCCUUUCUUGCUUUCGUGUUACACUACGCCGCUUACUUUGGGCAGGUGAGAGACAUUUUUUUGGUAAUUGGGCGAAGCAGCUUCUUUGACAUCAAAAUAUUGGCGCCACAAUAAAACAACGGGGAUGGUAGAAAACAAAGUGAAAUUUCCUUUGUUAAAAUGGAUCUAAAGAUGGAAAGAAACAUCAAGAAAAUGUUUUUGUUUGGACGGAAAGUGAAGCGGAACUUGUCUCUGGAAUAAGUGCACGCUUUUUUAGCAAGAUGAGAGGUAAAGAGGCAGCUUGCUUAUGGCAAGGCAGUGGGGUGAACAUUACUGGGGCGUUUACACUGGAUAAAAUGCGUAGCGGAGUACUUCGGGUUGAUCUUCACUACACUCCUGAGUAGAGUGACUUUGACUCCGGUUUGGCAAUCCGAAAUGCUUCGAGUGAACCCAAUCCGGUGUCGUGUAACUCGGGCCUUAGCCUGUUAUGGCGAUGUCAAUGGAUACAUAAAGGUAGGCAAGUCAAGAGGCUUUCUUCGUUACGUCUUAGGUGUUUUAUGUUUGGUCUUGAAUAGUUCGCUUCUUUUAACUGAACCUAGUUUCGGCUAGUGCUCAAUUUAAGUCAAUCAAAGUUAUUUGGGCGUAUACCGCAAGCUGAACAAUAAAUACUUUUAAGAAUAGCCUUAUUUUAAUUAUGAAUAUAUUAAUUUUAAAUUUUAGGUUUUUAUGAUGUUUAUGAAGCUGAACUGUCAAAUGCUGGCUUUUCCUAGAGAUUUCAACCCUAUUUUCAGAAAUCACUUUUUAACUUAGUCCCAGUGCAAUGCAAUCCAGAAUCAAAAUCAUUGAGUGAUUUACCCUGUACGACAAGUACCCACACACCGGUCCUGUUUUAUUCGACUUUGCCAAAUUAUCACAUGACCCCUCACAUUCGGCAUGCAAACGAGGCGAAAUUGGUUUUCCGUUGUUUUUGAAAAAGACAAAUCUUACAAUGCCCUACACAAAAUGGUUUUCUCAGUUCAAGCUGACAAAAAACUCCUUUAACAUUUAUACGCUCCCCUUGCUGGCGUCGGUUCCCAGGAAAAUUGCCCUUUGCCUCCUUCUAAGUAUGCUCACUUAAUUUUGCAAAGUGUAACUGUACUAAGUUAGUUUUGCAUGACUCGAAACUGUUUUUUGCUCUUUGGUCCAAUUUAGUUUUUUUGCAUCGACAUAUUGUCCGUUUUUGCAAUGGCUAUACAAAAUUUGAAAUUAAUCCCGAAAUUGUGCUUUUUCUGUUUGGAUUUUCAUGGUCUUGGCAGUCAUUCCCUUUUUAUAUAAUUACUUGUACUAUAAUAUUGUUUUUUAAUUGCCGAACUGGUACAACCAAAGGCUUUAUUUCUUCCCAUUACGACAAUGUUUUUGUCAACAGUCAUUCUAAAAACAUAAAUUGUGGUUUUUGUAUCACAGAGCUUUGUUGCUUUUGGUUGUUCCCUGAUAGCAAUUAUAUUUAUAGCAAACAUAUUGUGAGUAAUUUGCAUAUAUUAGACAUAAUUUUGUACGUAAUACUUUUUGCAAUUGUAAAACUAUAUUCUUUUAGUGGCUAUGGAGAUAAAAUGAUUUAACGAGACAGUGAUAAUAGCGUUGUAGAUGCAGUGUCCACAGCAUAAAUCUUACUGUGUUUCAUAUCAGCUGCAAUUCUGGAGACAUAUACUGCAGCAAAUCAGUGUACACAUUCUUUGCGCGUUCUAAGGAAUACUUUUAUUCAUUCGUCAAAUUCCUCUUACACAUUAUACCAACCACGCUUUUGUGGCAAAGAUGUUACCAAAGACCGAAUUCAGAUUUUCUACUCGGAAGAAAUUUGUAGCUAAUAACUGUUCUUGCGAGAUCAAGUUGUAGAGGAUAUCAUGCUAGUGUAGUAUAUAUUGCGAAUGAAUUUUGUUAAAUGCUCCGCAAGAAUG
This is a messenger RNA of Rhopilema esculentum, 10709 nucleotides long. Its product is annotated as puratrophin-1. NCBI's taxonomy places the organism in Eukaryota, Metazoa, Cnidaria, Scyphozoa, Rhizostomeae, Rhizostomatidae. The record is from RefSeq and is a predicted model, not a curated record. Gene Ontology annotation, molecular function: guanyl-nucleotide exchange factor activity.